AUGCCAAGGAAAGGUACUUUGCUAAACUCUCUGGCAAGAGGCCGUAUACGUGCUUCGUUUAACAAGUUCAAUUUGUUCAAUUUGUAUAAAAAAGGACAAGUUAACUUUAGAAACAAAAAUUUGUAUCAGCAAAAGUGGACUGCUAAACAAGAAACUAGAUCAUACCAUGGUGAACAUAUUAGAGAAGGUAGAUGGCAGUCGAUGUUUCAAUCUAAAUUGGAUUCUGUAGCUCAGUUGGAUGCCUCUUUACGUGGUAGUGCUGUUCAAGAAACUCCAUUUUUAUUACAAACAUAUUCUGUUCUAGAAAAACGAUUGGAUUUUGCGUUGUUUAGAUCUAUGUUUGCGUCUUCUAUCAGACAGGCUCGUCAAUUUAUUAUACAUGGAAAUGUAUACGUUAAUGGAACCAAGGUUAAGCAUCCUGGUUAUACUUUAAAACCUGGUGAUAUGUUUAAUGUCAAACCUGAAAUGGUUUUAAAAGCCUUAGGCUAUAAAAAGCCAAGUUUAUUAGAAGGUUUGAAAAUAGAUAAAAUUCAAAUCGCUUCAUGGAACAACUAUGUAGAUAGAGCUAAGAAAAAUCCAAGAUUAGUUUGGGAAACUAAAAUUAAAAAAUGGAAGGAAUUGCCUGAUUCUGAUCCUGAAAAACAGAAGUUUUUAUCUAUGCUAAAAGAGUAUAGAAAAAAUAUCGAAACUGAAGAAUUAAGCGAAGUUAAAACAUGUACUCCAGAAACUAUUUUGAGUAAAAUUCUCGAGGUUCAAGCCCAAAGUAAUAAGGAAUUGGAAUCAUUAACAGAAAAUGAUUUUAAAUCUGUUGUUAAAAGAGAUGGAAAGCUUGCUACCAAAGUUUUUUCUUGUUUCCAAGAAUUUUCAAAAUCAGGUUUAAUUAAAAACGACGAAAUUAAGGGCAAAAAGGCAACAGAAUUGAAAACAUUAGUAUCAGAGUUAAUGUCGCCUUCUGCUGAUGCAAAGAAAGAUAUGACCGAUAGUGCCAAGUUAUCCAUUAGAUCUGGUAAGAAACAUUUGACUGAAAUUACAAAAUCUUAUACUACAUCCGUAAGAGAUUCUUACCAAUUGAAAAAAGAGGACUUGAAUUCUGAUACAUUACCAUAUGAUGAAAAAUGGGUAGAAUCUUUGUCUCUUCAUAAACCAAUCAAUCCAGUCGAACUAGGUGAAAAUGAAUUAAAAGCAAGAAGGGCAAUCAACUUACCAGAGCAGAAGCAUGUUUAUGGUCGUAAAAAUCCAAAUAAACCAUAUUUUACACCAUGGAAGCCAAGACCUUUCUUAGCUCCUUUUGCAAUCCUACCACACCAUAUUGAGGUUUCGUUUAAGACAUGCCAUGCUGUUUAUUUAAGAGAUCCAGUUGCUCGUCCAGGUCACUCAGAAGUUAUCUCUCCUUAUGGUCUUCCAGUUCAUCAAAAGGCAUACAUGUACUACGUUAGAAGUGGUAAAUAA
This is a messenger RNA of Vanderwaltozyma polyspora DSM 70294, 1449 nucleotides long. It is a transcript of the gene NAM9, whose product is annotated as mitochondrial 37S ribosomal protein uS4m. Lineage: Eukaryota; Fungi; Ascomycota; Saccharomycetes; Saccharomycetales; Saccharomycetaceae. The transcript has a single exon. Gene Ontology annotation, molecular function: rRNA binding; structural constituent of ribosome. Gene Ontology annotation, cellular component: mitochondrial small ribosomal subunit. The record is from RefSeq and is a predicted model, not a curated record. Gene Ontology annotation, biological process: positive regulation of translational fidelity. The coding region runs from base 1 to 1449 and encodes 482 amino acids.